Fusarium mangiferae is the source of this 657-nucleotide messenger RNA. RefSeq lists its product as uncharacterized. The transcript has 3 exons. The record is from RefSeq and is a predicted model, not a curated record. NCBI's taxonomy places the organism in Eukaryota, Fungi, Ascomycota, Sordariomycetes, Hypocreales, Nectriaceae. The coding region runs from base 1 to 657 and encodes 218 amino acids. Gene Ontology annotation, biological process: lipid metabolic process. Gene Ontology annotation, molecular function: phosphoric diester hydrolase activity.
AUGGCAAUAUACAGAUGUGCCACACUUACUGCUGGCAACUGGACGCUGGACCACUGCAUAACUAAGUAUCUAGAAGAAAUAUCAGAAUGGGUCGGAAAGAAUCCAGAUGAGGUUGUGACGAUACUACUGACGAACGUCGAUGCCCUACCGAUUGAAAAUUUCGACGAAGCUUUCAGUAGUGCAGGGUUAAAAGGCCUUGUAUUUCGUCCCAAGAAGAGGCUUUCUCGAGACGAGUGGCCAACUCUGCAAGAGUUACUUGAUGGUGGAACUCGGCUUACUGUAUUCAUGGAUUUCAACAUGAAUGUGAGAAAAGUUGACUACAUACUUGAUGAGUUCGACUAUUUCUGGGAGACUCCAUUCGGUGAAACCGACUCCUCGUUUCCAACCUGCAAGGUUGACCGCCCGGAGAAAGGGGAUCCAACCGUACUCAUGGGGAUUAUGAACCAUAUGUUGAACUACGACAUCAUGGGUGUCGUCGUCCCAAAUCAGGCCGAUGCAGAGAAGACGGAUUCAGAGUAUUCUAUCCAAAAACAGGUAGACCUUUGCGAGAGCAGCUGGGGCAGGCGACCGAAUGUCGUUCUUUUGGACUGGGUUAACGUUGGAGAGGCAAUGGACGCCCAGAUAUCUCUGAAUGGUUCACGAGGAUCGCACAGUUGA